Lachancea lanzarotensis is the source of this 1053-nucleotide messenger RNA. It is a transcript of the gene OST3, whose product is annotated as LALA0S04e07932g1_1. NCBI's taxonomy places the organism in Eukaryota, Fungi, Ascomycota, Saccharomycetes, Saccharomycetales, Saccharomycetaceae. The transcript has a single exon. The coding region runs from base 1 to 1053 and encodes 350 amino acids. Gene Ontology annotation, cellular component: oligosaccharyltransferase complex. The record is from RefSeq and is a predicted model, not a curated record.
AUGAGAGUAUUUCAAUUGACUGCUUUAGUAGCAGCAUUUUUCUUCCCGCUUUGUUUGGCUCUUUCAAACGAAGGUUUGGCCAAAGAAGCUGCUAAAGGAAAAGGUGUCCUUAAAUUGACCAAUAACAACUUUGAAAGGAUCUUGAAAGGCCCUCGGGAUGCCUAUUUAGUGAUUUUCUUGACGUCCACAAAUCCUGCAAUUGGGUGUACUUUGUGUACUGAACUGGAGCCCGAAUUCAAUUUGCUAACUGAAUCAUGGCUCAAAGAUCAUAGCGAUGGCAUUUCUGGAGACGGAGAGAAAGCACUUUUUUUCGCAAAAGCAGAUUUCGAUCCUAAGAAAAAUGACAAAGUGUUUAUGCAUUUCAACGUCAAUAACGUCCCACGGCUACUGUUCAUAUCACCACAACAAGAGUUCGGCAGCUUCAGUCAAAUCAACUUGCCGGCCGAAACCGGUGCCGCAAGAGUUGUCGCUGUGGUAAGCGCAUUGAGCGAUGCAACCGGUAUUUCAGAUUUCCAAAUCCAUCAACCCAUCAACUGGGGGUCAAUUGCCAUCACUGCAAUUGCAACGGCUGCAAUCACGAUUUUUGUAAAGAAAAACAAAGAAGUCGCGGCACGCUUGGCUAGUUCUAAACCACUUUGGGGACUUGCAACAGUGUUCAUUAUAAUUCUUUGGAAUUCUGGCUACAUGUUUAAUACCAUUAGAGGCAGCCAGUUUGCGGGCAUGAGUCAGAAUGGCGAGGCCGUUGUUUAUUUCCUUGAGGGUCAACAACAGAACCAAUUUGGGAUCGAAACCCAGAUCGUCAGUGUCAUUUACGGAAUUCUUGCUGCAUCGACUGUGGGGCUCAUCACCUUUGUUCCCUACGCUGCUAACUUCUAUGCUAAAGACAGAACAGGCAAAGCUUCGCCUUCUAAGGCUUCAUUCAUCGAACUGGUUCUCACAUUGUGUUGUCUUAUCACAUUAUAUGCCAUUUAUAGUGCCCUGUUGGCUGUUUUUGGUUUGAAGAGCUCAGGGUACCCAUUCAGACUUUUCCGUCUACCAGGCAAGAUCUGGUGA